AUGUUCGACGGCAGCUUUAAAUCCAAGAGAACCAUCAACUUAGGUGGAAACAAGCAGCAGAUAGAUAAGCAAAAAUUGCUUCGGCAAGCACAGGAGGAGCGCAGAAUCAGAGAAGCAGAGCGCUCAAGGCUCAAAGCUGCUGAACGUAUCCAGGCAUGGUACCGUGGGCGGCAUGUCGCUGCCAAAGUACGUCAUGAUAUCAGAGAAGGCUGGGACAAGGAUACGUACGCGCUCCAGCAACUGAUUCAAACGUCGGCGCAAUCACCAGAACCAGCAUCCGCCGAACAACUUUCACAAGAAACGGAAUCUAUAGUGCAAAAGUUCCUGAUUUUCUUCCGUCCACAGCAUGAUCACCAGCGACUGGUUCAGUUGUGCGGUCUUUUGUCGCUGCCAACAACCAAGACAAAGAGUCAACUUGUCACUAUACCCUUCCAUCUCUUUCCAGAUCGACAACACCGAUGGAGCUCUCUUCUGGGUCGGUUAUUGCCCGUCUUUGUAGCGCAUCUAGGCGAGUACUCGACUUGGAGCGAGGACGAUUCAGCGCCAGUCCUCACACUUCUUGAUACUCUGACUCUUACAGAGUCGUUCCAAUCAAUGCAGGACACAGCACUUUCGGGCAGCCUUAUAAAGACCGUUUCUCAAGUAUUGGCUAGAUCAGGCGCCUUUACUCAGAUCGCUCGAUUCCUUGUCCGCAUCGCCCUGGAUGAAAAAAAUAGACCAUCUGUCGCAAAAGCAUUGCUGCUCUCUUUACGCAUUUGCAGGAUAAGCGACCGCAGCCUGGAGUACUCGCAAGUGCUGGAUCAGUUUAUCAUUCAUAUUUUGGCAGUGCCUCUACUUCCGAACCGGAUGUCAAUCGAGACUCUGACUACAUUUACCUCACGGCUACCUCUCGAAGCGAUUCUUCAGCAUCUCUCAACAAGUUCAUGUUCAGCAGUCGCCAGUUUGCCUCAGUACAAAAUCACCCCGCUAGUCGCCAACGUCCUCGCUUUUGGAUAUCAGCGUGUCGCCAAAAUGAGUCCCACAAGCUCUAAUGCAUACCUACGUGUUUUGACUAUCUUACUCGGCAUGAUUCCUCAAGACUCGAUCGAAUCGGCCUCAAAGCGAUCACCUGAUGACGAUGAAUUCAUGGAUGAUAUGGAGUGGCGAUCAGAGGAGCUGCCGGAUUCGUCGUCAAGUUCGCUAAAUACAUCAGUAUCAACCGCCAAACUGGAUCCAAGGAUAAUGAAGUGGCUCUCAUUGGCGCAUGACAGCAAUCAUUUGAACGACAUCCUUGGCUCUGUAGAACCUUCAACAACGGCAGCCUCAUCGGGAAAUACACAGGAAAUCCUUUCAGCAGAGUCCAUUGGCGAGAUUACGCAGCUGCUUUUAAACCUCAUCACCCUCUUCCCCCUCCACAAGAUCAACAUCCUCAGCAACCUAAUAUACUUUAGGUUCGGUACCAAACCUAAGGAGACGUCCAGUCCGGGAGCAGGCAAAUUCUUUGGCAUAUCCAUCAUUAAGAUCUUUUUAGACGCGUUCAUGUCGACAACGUUGUACGGGAAGCUACUUCACUCCAUGCAGCAAGACACACCGCUGAGUGUCGAAUUGGUGCUGAAUCCUGGCCAUGAGAAGGCCUGGAGCCUUCUGGCAUUUGUAUCAGAGCUGUAUUGUCAGAUCUUGGUGACCAUGGGUGACGAUGAGUUUCAUGACGAUACCCGGAACCCGAUCGGUUUGACAAGUGUGAUCACCUUGUCGUCUGUUGUGAGGGACGUGACAUUCCUAUUGUGGUGGAACGAUAAUGCUCUAAACAUGGAGUCUAACCUCGGAGGAUCCAAAAACCUCAAAGUUGGCUACCUGCGAGACAUUGUAACGAAGCUUACUCGGCAACUGCAUGCUCGAGACUCACGGAGACCCUUCUGUCCCAAAGACCACUGGUUGCUCUCUAUGCCGCUAGAUAUGUCGGCGUUCAAACGGGCAGUCAUCCAGGAUGAGGAAAGCCUUAGUCGGGACCAGGAUCUUGAUGAAAUUGAAGGAGACGACAUUACAAUGACAGACCCUGAUUUUGUUAGGGGCCACCGCGCCAUCAACAGGCGGCAGAGAAGUUCCCAGCUGGCCCGGCUGAGUCCUCGUCUUGGAGUUUUGAAUAAUAUCCCGUUUGUAAUCCGAUUCGAGGACCGCGUAGCCAUCUUUAGAGCAUUUGUGGAGUCGGAUCGACAGCGAACACCAGGGAUGUCGGGCUUCCAUCCUCACCCUGUUGGAGAGGCUCGGGUCCGUCGCGGCUCUGUUUUUGAGGAUGGAUACGAACAACUCAACAAACUAGGGCCACAACUCAAGGGGAGGAUUGCGAUCAGUUUUAUCGAUCGGUAUGGAAUACCAGAAGCCGGCAUCGACGGCGGAGGUGUCUUCAAAGAGUUUUUAACAUCCCUUGUGCAUCAGGCGUUCGACACCAACUAUGGACUAUUCAUGAGCACAUCGGAUCAUUUGCUGUAUCCAAAUCCCCAUCGGUUUGCGCAAGAAAAAACUCAGUUGAAGCACUAUGAGUUCCUGGGACGUAUCUUGGGCAAAGCUCUAUAUGAGGGUAUUCUGAUUGAUGCUGCAUUUGCGGGGUUCUUUUUGGCCAAGUGUCUUGGUCAAGUGAACUAUCUGGAUGAUCUACCCUCGCUGGACCCCGAGCUGUAUCGUGGAUUGAUGUUCCUGAAGAACUAUGACGGCAAUGUCGAGGACUUGUCAUUGUACUUUACAGUGGAUGAUGAAGGUGAGGAUACGGCGACCAUACAGUUGAUGAUUUCUUGA
Messenger RNA from Gamsiella multidivaricata, 2772 nucleotides. RefSeq lists its product as uncharacterized. The record is from RefSeq and is a predicted model, not a curated record. NCBI's taxonomy places the organism in Eukaryota, Fungi, Mortierellomycota, Mortierellomycetes, Mortierellales, Mortierellaceae. Gene Ontology annotation, molecular function: ubiquitin protein ligase activity. Bases 1 to 2772 code for a protein of 923 amino acids. The transcript has 7 exons. Gene Ontology annotation, biological process: protein polyubiquitination; ubiquitin-dependent protein catabolic process.